UUUUUUCUUAGAACUCAAACCUCUCUCUGUAAUCGAAGCAGCAAAAUUCAUAAAGCAUUAUAUUCUACCACUUAUUCUUCAAAAAUGUAAUUCUUGGAAUAAUUUAAUGUAGGACUUGGAAGAAACCUUUGAAAUUAUGUAAUUGAGAGCUGUCCUCUUGCACUAUUAUUGCAUAUGUAAUGCACAGGUUUGAUACACAGAAUACAUAUAAUAGUUCAAAAGAGGGAAGAAAACAGUGGUGCAUGUACUUGGAAGACACUCUGUCCUCCUUUAUACCUGCAGCCUGGCCUGUUUAAUGUUUUCAUUGCACAAUUCCCUUUGGUGCUCUUCCAUUUCUUUGUAAAUUAUGUAAAGCCUAUCUUUCCACAAAAAUAAAAACUUUUGCUCCUGAAAGUCUCUGUGAAAAGGGCAAAAGGAGACACUAUAGAGCGGAAAACAUAUUUGGAAACCCUAUAUUUGACAAAGAACUCUAGCUAGGAUAUAUAUGUAUAUAAACUCAUAAAACUCAACAGUAAAAAAAAAAAGAAAGCCAAUCUGAUUAGGAACUGAGCAAACGACGUCAAGAUACAUUUCACCAAAAAGGAGGUACAGGUGACAAGUAAAAAUAAGCACAUGUGGACACUCAUCACAGAGAAACGAACACUCAACUCCACACUAAACCCUGAACAACAAUGUUCAUAGGCGGGUUACAGACUGUAAAGAACCUUACAUUCAUUGACACAAGUGGCUAAACUACGGGCCAUACUUCCACGCCAUGAAAUCCUGUCUUGGAAGGGUCUCAGGAACGUUAGGCUGAGUGGCCGAAGCCUAUCUCAAAAAGUUACAUACUCUGUGAGUCUGCUUAGCGUUUUGUAAAUGACAACAUGAUAGAAAUAGAGAACAAACAGAUCAGUGGCUGCCAGAGGUUAAGGACACUGGGGAGAGGGGUGUUGGGUGUGACUGGAAGGGCAGCACCAUGGCUCUUUGUGAUGACGGAGUUGCUCAUUGUCUUCGUUGUGGUGGUGGUGACACAAAUCUAUGCAAGUGAUAAAAUGACAUAGAACUAAACACACUCACUGUGCUAAUGUCAAUUUCCUGGUGUUGAUAUUGUACCAGAGUUCUGUGACAUAAUCACAAGGGGAAACUGGACCUCUCUGUACUAUUUCUGCAACUUCCUGUGAGACUACAAUUAUUUCAAAAUAAAAUGUAAAAAGAAAAAGAUAGACCCAGACAUCAGACCCGUGCUUUCCAGUAGCCACAGGUUGCUUUUAUAAUUUAAAUUGAAUUAAAAUACAGUGACUUUCAGUUCCUUGGUCACACAAGCCAUAUGUGACCUUUCCAGUGCUCAUGUGGGUACCUUAUUAUUUAGCACAAAAAAAUGUACUUUCCUGUCUCCCCAGAAAGUUCAGUAGCUGUGUUGUGUAGACAAACCCCGCUGCUGUUCUGGUUGCCGUAUAUGUGGGUACCUACCCAUUUCUUAGUCAACUGUCUUACGUUUCUAAGUCAAAUGAUGAUAGUCUGUACUAGUAAAAUGUAAAUAGAAGUGUAUUUAAUACUUUUUAAAGUAUCAUAGUUGUUGAGGCUGUAUCCCAAAUUUUAAUAAAAGAAGUAAAUGAAAUAUUUGCUUCAUGUUUGAAAUAGGAAUAGUUUUGUUCCCCUUAUUGGCCAAGGCAGUGCAGUUUCUUUCCAUUAUCACAAUAAAGAAUAGAUAGGAAAUGGGCAAAAUAAAGGGGAUGGAUAGGUAGGGGAAAGAGAAGUCAGCGUGAAACAAAUUGUAAAUAUCCUAUACUUUUCGUUAUUUUCUGUUUCUUAGUGACCGGCUUACCAUUGCAGAGGAAGCGUGGUUUAGCAACCAGACGUUAAACCAGAAUUAUAUUUCUGGCUCAAAGUGACCUUGAGGAAGUGACAAAUUUACUCUUCUCAGUCUCAUAGCCAAUAAGCAAAUUAAGAUCAAACUGACUAUUGCUUGGGUGGACUAUGGGAUGAGUCAUUCUAAAAUGAUCUUACUGUUUUAGGUUAUUGGUAAACCUCUUUGCUUACAAGUAAUUAAAUACAAAGUUUUGAGAAAUUCAAUUUUAUUAGAGUCAGCUGAGGUGGAAAGAAGGUUUACCACAUAUGAACACUUUUAGAUUUGGAAUUUAGGGGUUAAAAACAACAAAAGUCAGAACUACAGUAAACAUUGUUCUUAAUCCAUCCCAGGUUAAUAAUUUUGAGAAAACUUUGGGAUGGAAGGCAGACAUUUUGCAUUUUAGAUAUCAGGUUUUGAAGUGAAACAGUUCAGGGUUUGAAUUAUAGCUCUGCCAUUUAUUCUCUGGGAAAGUUAUUUGACUUUAAUCCUCAGUUUCACCGUCUAUAAGCUGGGCCUAAUACCACCUUUUUGUUAGGGUUGUUAUGAGAAGUGCACAUAACGGUUAAAUAUACAGCUGUAGUAAUUAUUCAUGGUAAUCGUUUUAUUGAGACAUGGAAUUGAACGAUGGUGGUGGUAGUGGCUGAUAAACAGUUUUGUUACUCUCCUUUUAUAAUUCAGCCACAUAAUAAUUUGGGGAGGGGGUACUGAUUUUAGCUUGUAACAAUUGGUUGAUACUGUGGUUCCUAAAGCCAUUCUCAUAUAUUUGAAUAUGUGUAUGUGACUAAAUUGAUCAAAAUCACUUGUUUUAAAGCCAAGGGGGAUAAAUCUGUUUUUAUAAAAUCUAGCAGACUAAAAUAUAGGGAGCAAAGUAAAAAAAAGAAAACCAACAUUUAUGAGAGGAAUUUUAUUCCAGUGUAAAUCCUGCAUCAUUUCUACAGCUACACCCACAGUAACUGAAUGAACAGCAAAAAGGGUUAGUUAACCGUAAGAUAAAUAAAAAUUUACAACAUGCAAUUUCAGAUUAUCAGGAAGAACUCCAUAUGAAUUUUCUUUUUCCUUGCCUACUGAACUGCUGAAACUUUGAGAAAGAGGUCAAGAACUCUAUAACGUCUUCCUACGUUGGUAGACAGUGACCGCAGUGGAGGGCGUGAGCUCUUGGUAAUAUGGGUGAAUGUUGAACCACUGUGUUGGGUAUGUGAAACCAUCAUAAUACUGUAUAUCAAUGAUAUUUUAAUGAAAAGAAAAGAAGAGAAAAAGAGGCCAAGAACUUGAGCCAACAUACUCAUGAGGAUCCUUGUGGCCCUUGUACAUGGUAGUGGAGCAGGACGGCCCCAGUUUGAGCUGGUAGUUCCCUGGCGUGCGGUCAGUUUGAAGUUUCCUGCUGUACUCCUCUGAGCUACAGAAAGGGAACCAGAAAUGCUGACAUCCCCGUUUGACUUCAUCACUGGUGCCUGAGCACAUACACCAGCGCUUCCCGUGCAAAACCUACCCGGACUCUGCAGAGGGCACCCCAGCCCUCAGCUGAUCUGGGCAGGGUGGUGCUUGGAGUGGUGAAGUUUGGAAAGCAGUAGCCCACUGUCGGAUACCCCCAGGCGAUGUGAACGUGCAGUGUCUCCUUACAAUGUCUUUCACUUCAUAGGGGUCCCUUUCAAAGGUUAUAAUAACAUUCCCUGAUGGCAUGUGAUUGUUGCAGGCCAGUGACGUGCUCUUCAAAUCACCACUCUGCAAAGGCAUUAUACUGAAUAACAGCAUGUUUAAGAAAGAACUAAUCUAAAAAUACAGUGCCUCAGAAAUUGUACUAAAAAAUCGAUCAGAAGAUCUGAAAUAGAGGUAGCUUGUUUCCCUAAUAUCAGUGUGGCUGUCUGUAUCUAUCCUGCUUUAACGUUCUCAGCCUCGGUUUUCUUAUCCAUAAAGUGGGAGGGUUUCUGAAUUUCUAAGACUUUGUGAUUUUAGUGUGUGCUCCUCCGUGCUUCCACUUGUUGGUUCAUAAGCUGCAUCGAAUGUUUAUUUUAGUCUGCCCAUCAGAAUCUCCCCGAGUACUGUCAAGCGCUUUAGGUAGUAGACUAUUUUCAAUUUGUUAUUCUUUCAGAGACAGAGUAAUUUGAAGAAGUGAUAUUGCAAAACUGAACUGAGUCUUGACAUUAUAUACUUCAGGUCUGACUACAACCUCUAAACGUCACGUGAAAGGGAAAUUAGAAUUUGGGUUAUAUGUGAAUGUUGGGUCCCUGUGAUGAUAAACCCUUAAGAUUUUUGAGAAGUCUGUGUUAUGUGAUGUAUUAACAGAACCAUUGACUUGCAUCAGUAAUUUUCUCUUAACAAACAUGACAAGGAUGAGAAGUUUGCUCAUUGGUGCCUGUCCUCCCUUAAAAUCCUGAUGUGUUUCUAUAAAGUUUUGGGAUUGAUAACCGGGGAAGGAAAUAGAAAGCCCUUUUGCUUUCAUGGAGAUGGAUUGCUUCACCAUGGUUUUACUGUUCAACAUUUCUUACGACUUUCUAAUGACCGUGAAAAAAAUCAUAAGCUAAUUUAAGAACUAAUUUUAAAGGAUAGUUUAUUGUAAAUCUAAAGGCUGUAUAACUACAGUAAAAUCACAUGUCAUUGGCCCCAUCCUUCCCAUUCCACCACAGUAUUCUAGAGCUCUCUCACCAGUUUUGAAAUACCUUCAUGGAAUUUUGAAAUGUAUUACUUGCGUAGCUCUUUGAGGCUGCUUCAGUGCUGGAAGAAGAGUUAUGAAAGACUCUGCACUUCCCAUUCUUUAGUUCUUCACCGUAUCAAGCAGAAGGUGUGCGCGCUUCUGGUUCCAGCUACAGAAUGCCUGCCGAUGUUACCCACAAGUCAUAGAUCCAGAUUUAUUCUUCCAUAAGCAGGAAACAAGUAUGAUUAAUUGGAAGAGUAAAAGGCUUUGCUGGACGUUGUUUGAAAGGAAUCCUUUAUGGGGGUCUGCAGCAGUACCUGUCCAAAGGUCCCUUUUGUCCCGCCUUGUUUGACAAGCAGCACAACCACACUGCUUGAUGAGAAUGUAUCUGAAGAAGAGGCUCAGGGAAUAAAUGGAAAUACUCCAGCAAAACGCGCGGCUGCAAAUCCGAAGCCACAAGUGCCUCCAAAGCCAUUACAUCUGCAGAAUUUACCUUCGUCCAAUAUACACCAAACCCCCAGGUAUAAAGCUUUAUCUAGUGCAAAACCAAGGAUGGAGGAAGUUAAGCCUGACUCUGCUUCUUGUGUCUCAAAAGAAAAACCCAGUAAGGUAUCAGACCUCAUCAGUCGCUUUGAAGGAGGCAGCGCAUUAUCAAAUUACAGUGACUUGAAGAAAGAGUGUGCUGUGAACCUGAAUGCUCCUUGGACCCCGGGAAGGCAUGGAUUGGUGACCACGCCUCAGCAGAAACCCCCCUCCCAGCGCCCCCACCAGAGGCAGGGAGAUGAGACCGAGCCGCAGGGUGUGCAGACAGGGGUGGCCAACGGUGUGACGGCAGCGCAGAACCAGAUGGAAGACGAGGACGGUAACGCAGCCCCUCGGAGCCCAGAUACUCCUCCUGAAGGCUUGCUCAGCGCAGCCUUAGUGAAUGGAGACAGAUCCGUGACUGCCCCCGGCCCUGCGUCGCCCGCAGCGAGCGACGGUGCUGGAAGCGCCCGGGACGGUAGCUGGAGGACUGCAGGUCCGGGCGCAGCACCCCCCCUGGAGGAAGGAGGGGCAGACACAGAAGCCAAGGCGCAGGAGGGGGAAAACGGAGAAAGCCCUCUCGACCCGGACCAGCUGGACCAGCACCAGGAGCUGAAGGAGACAAAUGAGCAAAAACUUCACAAAAUAGCCAAUGAACUGUUGCUGACGGAAAGAGCCUACGUCAGCCGACUUGACCUCUUAGAUCAGGUGUUUUAUUGCAAACUAUUAGAAGAAGCAAAUCGAGGGUCAUUUCCAGCAGAGAGUGUGAAUAAAAUAUUUUCUAAUAUUUCAUCAAUAAAUGCCUUCCAUAGUAAAUUCCUGUUGCCAGAGCUGGAGAAACGAAUGCAAGAAUGGGAAACUACUCCUAGAAUUGGCGACAUCCUUCAGAAAUUGGCGCCAUUCCUUAAGAUGUAUGGAGAAUAUGUGAAGGGAUUUGAUAACGCCAUGGAAUUGGUUAAAAACAUGACAGAGCGUAUUCCCCAGUUCAAAUCAGUAGUUGAAGAAAUUCAGAAACAGAAGGUCUGUGGGAGCCUGACUUUGCAGCAUCAUAUGCUUGAGCCUGUUCAGCGGAUUCCCCGGUAUGAGAUGCUCCUUAAAGAUUACCUAAGGAAACUACCACCUGAUGAUCCAGACUGGAAUGAUGCUAAAAAAUCACUUGAAAUUAUAUCUACAGCAGCAAGCCAUUCUAAUAGUGCAAUAAGAAAAAUGGAGAAACUAAAGAAACUCUUGGAGAUUUAUGAAAUGUUGGGAGAAGAAGAAGACAUAGUAAACCCUUCAAAUGAACUAAUAAAAGAAGGACAGAUCCUCAAACUAGCUGCUCGGAACACAUCAGCACAAGAACGCUACCUUCUCUUAUUCAACAACAUGUUGCUAUACUGUGUGCCAAGAUUCAGCUUGGUGGGCUCCAAGUUCACAGUUCGAACCAGGGUCGGCAUUGAUGGAAUGAAAAUCGUAGAGACUCACAAUGAGGAGUAUCCACACACUUUCCAGGUGUCUGGGAAAGAGAGAACCCUGGAACUGCAAGCCAGUUCUGAGCAAGACAAAGAAGAAUGGAUCAAGGCCCUUCAAGAGACAAUUGAUGCUUUCCAUCAGAGGCACGAAACCUUCAGAAACGCAAUUGCAAAGGAUAAUGACAUUCACUCAGAGGUUUCUACUGCUGAGCUAGGGAAAAGAGCCCCACGGUGGAUCCGAGAUAAUGAAGUAACGAUGUGUAUGAAAUGCAGAGAGUCCUUCAACGCGCUGACGAGGAGGCGACAUCACUGUCGAGCAUGUGGAUAUGUGGUUUGUUGGAAGUGUUCUGAUUACAAAGCUCAACUUGAGUAUGACGGUGGCAAGUUGAGCAAAGUUUGUAGAGACUGUUACCAAAUAAUAAGUGGAUUCACAGACAGUGAAGAAAAGAAAAGAAAAGGAAUUUUGGAGAUUGAAUCAGCAGAAGUGUCUGGGAACAGUGUGGUCUGCAGCUUUCUUCAAUAUACGGAGAAGUCAAAACCUUGGCAGAAAGCUUGGUGUGUGAUCCCCAAACAGGACCCCCUCGUGCUGUACAUGUACGGCGCCCCCCAGGAUGUCAGAGCCCAGGCCACCGUCCCCCUCCUGGGCUACACUGUGGACGAUAUGCCGAGAAGCGCAGACCUGCCCCACAGCUUCAAACUGACCCAGUCCAAGUCUGUGCACAGCUUUGCCGCAGACAGUGAGGAGCUGAAACAGAAGUGGCUCAGAGUCAUCCUUUUAGCUGUCACAGGUGAGACGCCAGAUGGCCCUGCCAAGCACCCGGACGCCUUGGAUGACCAUUCUGAACCAAAAAAGUAUGAACCCAAAAAAUCAGAAUGGUGAACCCCAAGACCAGCCACAGUGUGGGGGGGAGUCUCAAGAUUUACAGCUCAAGACAUUCCCAGCUCUCCUUACUCAUCUCUUAGCACUUUAUGUUGAAAAAUACAGGCUCAUAAAUGCAUCUUUUGGGGGUCCACUUCCCCAUGUUUCUGUACUCUUAUGGAAUGAAUGCGCAGAGCCAUCCUGCCACUCAAAGUUGGAAAUAAUGUGAAAAAUGGAGCAGUUUGUAACGAGCUCUUCCUUGAUGGUGUCCUUUCUGUCUUGAAGAUAGUGGUGACAAUUGAUUCUGUCAUGAUCAGGUUAGGGUAGCCCACUUUCAUUUAAGAAAUCCUUUACUGUCUUCUCUGUCACAUGUAGAACUUGUAAUGUUUGAAAGAUAUACCUCCAUGUUGCCAAAAUAGACGCAUGAUUAAAAAAAAUACAGGGACAGUUUAGGCUAUUGUAUUAACUUAUUUAAUUUAGUUCGUAAAACUCAAGCUGCAUAAAAACGUGUUCCUUUAAAACAAAAGAUAAAGGGCAGAUUGUUGGUGUUCAAAUUUUUGACUUAUUAAAAAAAAAGAUAAUAGUUGUUUUUGUAGAAAUACUCCUAAGAAUAAAAUAUCUUAAGUAUAUAGCAAUUAUGUGUAUAUAGCAUUAAAUAUAAAUAUAUAUACAUAUAUAUAUACUAUACAUGCUUUUCUCUUCAGCUCUAGGUUCCUAUUUGUCUCUAUAAUUUAUUUUUUAAAUAUAAAGCAUGUUUCAUCUGGGGACUGAACAGUGUUCUAAACUUAAGAAAUGUUUUUGGUGAUUUAUGUUUAACUGAUCGACAUCUUAAGGGUAUUGAUAUUUUUAUAAUAAGAAAAAGCAGGAAUUUAUGUGGCAUGGGAUAUAUUAGUUCCAACAGUAUUUUUGAAGUACUAUUUUUUUGUUCUGUGCCUAUUUAAAACAGUGCCUCUUUUUGAAGGUGCUAAUAAUAACCUAUUUAAAUAUAAGAUGAGGGUUUAAUUAUUGCUUCAGUCUUGAUUAUUAUGAGAUAAUAAUAUGCAUAUUCUGAGAUACAUGAGAUGAUCAAAGUUCAUACAGGUUGUUUUAUCUUUCACAAUCCUAUAAUUGUUGCAGCGGUUAGUAUCAGCACAUAUAAAAAUUCCUACCAAAACCUGAACUGUACGAAAUACCUGACCUUAUGCAGAACUGGGACAUAUGGAAACUACAUUUAUUGUAAGAUUUUAUUUCUCCAUAAGACUGUUGAGUAUGACGAAAUGAGGACUAUAUAUAAUGAGCACUUCAGAUGACUGUGUGGGCCUUUCCUUUGCUAGAUCUGAAACAAAAUCACAUGUGAGACCUGUGUUUGAGGCAGUUGGCAGAUAUUGAAAGAAGUGUAUGCUCAACUGUUUAAACCACCUCAGUAAAGAAGAGGAGGGUAUGCAGUACUGAAAAGCAGUAUUCUCCUGGCAGGUUUGGGGAAGGUACAAGAUGAUUGAAGAGAUUCUGAGCUCUUCUCUCCCCUUUACCAUCUGAGGGAUUUCAAUAGAAAAAAUACGAUUUCUUGCAUGAAGGUUGCCUUUCAGUGUAUUGGUAGUUGAGAUUAAAAUCCCACAUUAAGUUGGCUGUUUAACUUAAUCCUUCUCUCAGAUGAGGUUUUUUCCCCCACGUACCCUGUCAUGCCUCAAACAGUAUCAUUUCUCAGUACUUCAGUCUCCCAGAAAUCCACAAGAAUGAUCCUUUGCCUUUGAGGUUUACACCUUCAGUGUAAAAUGGAUUCACUCAGAACUUGAGACUGUCAUGCUUUAUCAGGCCCUGUUGGUUGAAGAAAUAUUUGGAAUCUCCUUUCCCCCACCCCCAAGGAGCAGGUAUACUAAUUAUGGCUGGCACCAGGUCUUCCUCUGUGAAAGGAAUAAUACCAGCCAUGAUCGUAAAUUAACAUUAAACCAAAUACUUGGAGCCAAAAAAGAGAUGAAGGAAGCUUCUUAGGCCCUAUUAAAUCAGAGACAGACUAGAAGAAAUGUUUACGUUGCUCCUCUUUCCGAGUGGCUAGCUGGGUGUGUGCACCGCGUGUGUGUGCAUGCACGGAUGGCUGUGUAGGAGGCUAAGUGUAGCCAUACAUGAUGCUCUGGUUUUCUUAACCUCAAGAAAAGAGGAGCAAUAAGAAUGUAGAACGGUUAUCAGGAGAAGAUGACUUUCGUACAUGUGGACAGAACAAUGGGAAUGGAAGGGCCAGGUAGAAGGUUUAUGGGCCAGAUUAUUUCUGAAAACUCUUUCAGACUAGAAGACUCCACUUUCCACUGAGUUCUUCUCUUAGGGUGGACACAAGUUUUGGCUCAGGACAUUACCAGUGUUAUUUAAUUUAGAUUAUUGAAAGAAUAUUUGGGUAGCGAGAAUAAAUAGUAUCAUGAUUUUAACUUUUAUUAUCUUCAAAAAAAACCAGAAAUAUUUGCACCAGGAGAGAAUUUCUGGUUACCCAGUAACCAUCUUCACGUUCCACUCCUUGUUCUUUAGACAAACACAAAGGGAAGCAAUGAAACAGCCUUACCUGUUUCCCUCAAAGAACCACCAAUGCUCAUGCUUGGAGGAGGUUAAAGGAACCUCCUCAUCGUUUAGUGAGCCCUCAACUAAAUCAGAAGGCCCCAAGGGGUGAUGGGUCACAAGAAUUAGCUAUGUCUUCCAGUUGCUGAGAUAUCUGAGCAGUCAUGACAAACUGAACCUAAAAAACUAAUGGAUUGCCUUCUUUCUUUCUCAAACCGGCUUUCCAUAUGGGUCUUUCUCUUUACUUUUUCUAAUUUGGUGCUUCCAAGUCAUCUUUAAAGUGCCCUUCCUCCAAACUCAAAAAGUACUUCUUUGAUAAAAGUUGCUAUUCAUUACAAAACGUUCCAAUUUUUUAAACUUAAAUGUCACUUCCAUUGGAAGUCUGCCAUUCGGUAUAUUAAGUACAAAAUGUAGUGCAGACCAAUCUCCAGGUUUUAAGUGGGACUCAGCAAUGAAGGAUGCCACCAGCCACUUUUGUAAUAAUGGCAUCUACAGUGCCAUCAUGUAUGCAAGCAAUAAAACUCUUCAGGGUAUGUUUUUAUAUUGACAAUUUUAAUAUGGAUGCCUGUAGCCACAAGCAUGUAGAGAAUUAACCUCUCCAGAAGUGAUCCUGUAAUUCAGAAUGCUGAGCAUAAGGUGGAGAAGGUAGGGGUGGAGGGAGGCAUUAUUCCUUGGAUUCAAAUAACUAUCAAAAGCAUUUUUACUUCUGAAAAGGGUGUGGAUGGUGAACCAACACAUCUGCACUACUUACCAAGCUACGUUUAGUUUUCCACAAACUUUAACACAGCAUGCAGGUUGGUGUACUCAUCUUCACUGGGUGACCUAAACCCAUUUUUUUUAAUACCCCGUUUUUAAAAAUUACCAAACUUUUUGCAAGAACCAACCUUUUCAGUGUACCCUGCUCCCAUAUAUAGGUGUACAUUUGGAUUUUUUUAAAAAAUACUUGUUGUAGCCCUAAGUAUAUAAAAACUACAAACUUCACAGUAUUACAGGGCUGUUGAAGAUCCGCUGAUGCCUUCUGAAACCUUAUAACAAAAAUAUGUCUGCAAGUUCACGAUUCUGUUUCUCUCGUCUACUUUGUGGAAACAGGGUUUAUUUUGUUUUGUUUUCCCUUCAAAUAUUGGAUCUCAUUUCUGGUUAUAUUCAAAGCCUUAAGUUCUUACUCUGAGCAUAUUGUCUGUGAUAACUGUAAUAAUGAUUUUCUGAACUGGAUAUAUCCGGAGCAAAGAGCACUGAUAGGGACAAAUAAACAUCUCGGGAACAAAGGUCUUUAUUGUCAUUGCUGCAGGUACCCUUGCUAUAAUGCUAUAAUAGAAGAUUAAUUAAAAUUCCCAGCAUCACAUGAUGUUUGUGUUAGCGGGUCUAAAAGUAAGCACAUUAUAUUUAUAAGCUAAAAUUAAAAGGCAAGAGGGCCUUAAUGUUUUUAUUCUCAAAUUUUGUAUUCUUGUAGAAUGUAUUAAUAGGGAAACUGCGCUAACCGGUUCUUAGGACUGGGUCAACAUCCAGAGUAGAUCGUGUUACUUCUCAUUCUCAUCCAAUUUUAAUAGGAACAAAUUGCUUUUUAUUGUCAUAUUGCUGUCUACGAUAGAUUCUCCAGACUUAGAAAAUGUAAGAUAUAUGUAAAAACACUAUUGAUUUCCAAUUCUGUUUUUCCACAGGAAUGAAAUUUUUAAUAGAAACUGGUCUUUUUAACUAUUUUAAUAUAAGUGUACUUGGAUUUUUAGUAUCAUUCAUUCUGAUGUAUGCCCCGUGAUCAUACUGUCACGAGGCUAUAACUUUGCUUCCUUCACUGACACGGUAAAGAGGGAUAAGGUUAGGGACUGAAACAGGCAAGAAUGAGCAGAAAGGCGAGGUGGACAGAAGGAGACCAGAGCUGGAGCAAUGUAAAGAGAAAAAUCCUUAAAUUGCAGAAGGAAUUUGAACUCUAAAAUAUAAAUCUGUAUCACUGAAUACCGGUAGGACCUGUUGCACCAGGCCUUUGCCUCGGCAUCUCAGUUAUUCCAUUGGUGUCUUGUCAUCCCUUCCUUUUCCUUGAUGCUUAAAAAAAAUUUUUUUUUUCAUUCAGUUGGGCCAUUUUUUGCACUGUUUGCUGAGAUUUUUUUUAAAACCCUCAAAAGUCAAUCAUGGUCUUCUAACGUUUUGGACUGAGUAUUUGGCAAAAUGCAAUGUCUUUUCUGGUUUGAGAUGAAGUAGCACAUGGCUUCUCAAGAUAGUUCGUGACAUGUUGGGUCCCUGAGAGUUACGUGACGGUAUACCCCUUCCUAAAAUUCAUUCUGAUAGAUUUAGUGGGAAGUUAAAUCAAGAAGUAUAACUGUAGCAUAUUUUAAGUGAAACCAAAUACAUAGAGUGAUAUAUAGAGGUUUGGGAAGAAGUGUCAUAGAGUAUCUGGGGACCAUUAUAACAGAAUUGCAUUAUAUAUUACACAUUAUGUGGGUGUUGGAAUGUAUCACUUUGGGGGAGGGCCUCCACGCAUUAGCAAUCAUGUCUGAAUAUAAAACAUUUUUUAAAAACCAAACUAGCAUUUCAUUUUAUGAGUGACAAUUGACUGAUAAUUUUGAGUAAGUGUUAUCUGGAUUUUUGAAUUGUUGACUGAUCAGUUUGAAAAGGUGUGUUAUCAGAAUUUUCGAGUUAACUCAAAUGUGAAAAAGCAUACACGAAAAGUAAUUUUUCUUUUCUAGCUAUAUGAAUGUAAAAUACUUUGCAUAUAGUGUAUAUAUUGUGUAACAUAUGUAUAUUUGGUCAAAGGCAUAGAAUUGGAAACUGUAAAAUUAAGCACUUUAAUUCCUAUUAAAUGUUAUGCAUUUGUAUCUUGUAAAUAAAUACAUCCUUAAAUGAA
Manis pentadactyla (Chinese pangolin) is the source of this 12648-nucleotide messenger RNA. RefSeq names its product FYVE, RhoGEF and PH domain containing 4 (gene FGD4). Gene Ontology annotation, biological process: cytoskeleton organization; filopodium assembly. Gene Ontology annotation, molecular function: metal ion binding; guanyl-nucleotide exchange factor activity. Lineage: Eukaryota; Metazoa; Chordata; Mammalia; Pholidota; Manidae. The record is from RefSeq and is a predicted model, not a curated record. The transcript is spliced from 17 exons. Bases 4758 to 7313 code for a protein of 851 amino acids. Gene Ontology annotation, cellular component: cytoplasm.